Molecule: messenger RNA, 1661 nt
Organism: Danaus plexippus (monarch butterfly)
Lineage: Eukaryota; Metazoa; Arthropoda; Insecta; Lepidoptera; Nymphalidae
Product: protein ILRUN
Exons: 5
Coding region: 481-1152 (223 amino acids)
Biological process (GO): macroautophagy
Cellular component (GO): phagophore assembly site
Molecular function (GO): ubiquitin binding
Source: RefSeq, a predicted model, not a curated record
AAGCAUUUGUAUUUUAAAAUAAUAGUUCUAUAGUUGUGUUUUGGUUAUAUAUUCUUUCUAUAUUUUAUAAUUUUUUUUAUGGUGUGGAUAUAUUUACAACUAGUUAAAUUACAAUAUAGUCAAAAUCGUUGUUUAAAACAACUGGUACUAUUCGAACGCAAACAUUUACACAACAUUGCAACAGCGUGUAGGUCGAAUUUAAUUAAGAAGUAAUAAUAAUAAUAAUAAUCAGAAGUGACAGAAUGCCAUCAUUCAGAAUAUAUUUUGUAUUAAAUAAUGUAAUUUAGUAAUUAAUAAUUUGUUCGGUCACUUUUUUUUUUAAAUAACGUUAGUAAUACUUUUAAAAGUGACAAUAAAAAUAACUUUUGUUACUUCCAUUAUAUUAUUGAAUGAAGUCAGCUGACGAAUAUAAACAAAGGGAAUGUUCAUAACCAAGUCCUGAGACUUACUGAAAGUGUCUGUGAUUUAGAUAUAAGAGAGAUGGAUAUUGACGGUUCAUCUUCGGCCGGAGAGCUCGGUCCCAAUCAUGGAGAAAUAGAUCAAAAUCUACUUCUCCUAUUUAGCUGUAUGAAUACAACAGAUAGAGAAGAACUUAUAGGUCAAAUGCAAAGAUUAUUAGGGCCAAGUUUAACUUACAAUACAGCUAGUUUUUUCUUGGAUAUGAGUAAUUGGAAUUUACAAGCUGCAAUAUGUUGUUAUUUAGAUUAUAGUCUACCUCCUAAACCUCCAUCUAUGUCAUUGAAGGCUGCUCAAGUUCAAGAAUCUGUUGUAGGACCUGGAACUUUUUUUGAACAAAAUUGGAGUAUUGCCAACACAGGAACUGAAGGUUGGCCAGGUAGCUGUAGAUUAAUACAGGCGGGUGGUGAAUCCUUUGAUGCCACACCUGUUUAUGUACCGCCAUUACCACCAGGGCACACAACUAACAUUACCAUGAAGUUAAAAGCCCCCAGUGUUGCCGGCGUUCAUAGAGGCUUCUUCCAUUUGGUAACAGACAAAGGAGACCAGGUUGGUGACACUUUAUGGGUAGAAGUGACAGUGGAAUCAGAAGUGACAAUGGCUCUAGCCGAACAAUUAGCCGCUCUACCAAUACCAAGCAGUAGAUUGGAAGAUUCAGUUUCACAGACGCCACCACAAGAUGACCAAAUGUGUUGAUAUAAAAUAUUUUAUUGUUAUUAUCAGCUACUUACUUUAUAUUUAUGACGACAUGAUUUUUUUUAAUUUUUUUGACUGUAGCUGUUUUUAAUGAAAUGAGACUUAAUAAACAAUGACGAAUGUACAAAUGCUAUAAAAAUACUUGGACCAGUUUAAUACUUGGAUGACUUUUAUAUUCUGAGUAGUUUUUUUUUCUAUUUAAUUGAAUAUGAAAUGAUACAAUUAUUGAACAGGUUCCAAGGACUGUUACAUAGCUGUAAGGAAUCUAUUUGUUAUUGUUAAAGAUUUACAAAAUGUAUAAGAAAACAAUUUUAUUAGCAUCAUCCUAGAUAUAAAUUAUGUUGUAGAAUUGGGUUUUAUUUUGUAGAAUGUAUUUUAAGUGAACAGUGUCAGCGUAAGUUUAAUUUUAUAUAAAAUAAAAUCAAUAUUUAAUUUUCCUGUCAUCUUAAUCAAGCAAUAAUUUUUUCAUGGAACAUUUUUGAUUUUAAUAAUAAAUUAUUUAAAAAAUA